GGCAGGCAGCUUGCUUUUAGAAACGCACACACGGUGAGGGGCUUCAUUCUCAACCCAAAGAUUCAGGCUAACGCAUCCACCCCAUUUUAGAGUCCAGGAAAAGGGGAAGGUACCAGGGCACCAGACUCCCCACAGUGUCCAUGUUUCUUCUGUCAUGUCUAUGCGUAUCUGAGCGUACUACCCACCGCAACCAACCAGCAAAUCAAGGCCGGAACUAGGAUCUAUCUAUUUACCACAGGACUGUCAGGAACGGUUUUAGACGUAAAGGUUUGUCCUAUUCGUCAUCAUGUUCUGAGAAAAAUCAUCUCAUCAUUCCAGGUUUUGAAAAUCCAACUCAAACUGAAAAACAUUUCCACGUUGAUGAACCAAGCGUCGGUCAUGUUCUGCACCUGACCAGCAGUAGCCUCUAUUCUCGGCACGGACUGUUACCACGACGGCAACUUUUACAAGAAGUUAAACCCUCUCAGUGACUGAGUGGAGGGAAAAGCGAAAUCUUUAAUCGAAUAAAGUUUUUCCGUUUCUUCCCAUUUUUAUCUGCAUUACAAAGGCGAAACGGCGACUUCCAUUGAUUACCCGUCUUUCCUUUGCUAUCCGAUGGAUAUUCACUGCAAAGUAGACCCGUUCUCAGCGAUGCACCGGCACGGCGGUGUGAACCAGCUGGGCGGGGUGUUUGUCAACGGCAGACCCCUACCUGACGUGGUGAGGACAAGAAUCGUAGAACUCGCCCACCAAGGAGUGAGACCCUGUGACAUUUCGAGACAACUACGGGUCAGCCACGGAUGUGUCAGCAAAAUACUGGGCAGCUAUCAAAAGGAUUUUAAAAGAUACUACGAGACCGGCAGUAUAAAGCCAGGAGUUAUUGGUGGGUCCAAACCAAAAGUGGCGACUCCAAAGGUUGUGGAUAAAAUAGCGGACUACAAGCGCCAGAAUCCGACCAUGUUCGCGUGGGAAAUCAGAGACAGACUGUUAGCUGAGGGCGUCUGUGACAACGACACGGUUCCAAGCGUCUCGUCCAUUAACAGGAUAAUACGAACAAAGAGUCCAGCAGCCUUUCCACCCGUCUCCAGAUGGAACAUCCCUGUUCUGCACCGGGCCACACCAUGGUUAACCGAGCCAGGCCUCUCCACCUGUAAACAAGCCCUUCCAACGACCUGUGGGGUCCUACUCCAUCAACGGCAUCCUGGGUAUUCCCGGUCAAACGGCGAGAAGAGGAAACGAGAUGAAGGCUUCCUGUUUGCUCGGCCCGAGUCGGAGAAGUCAGAAGAUGGAUUUGAGUUCCCCUUCAGCUCUAAGAGUCCUGGUCAACCGUCAACCAGCAGAGAGAAGGGAUCAGGGGCUGGGGACUCCUUCCCUUUCUCCUUUAACUUCUAG
Messenger RNA from Salvelinus sp. IW2-2015, 1371 nucleotides. NCBI's taxonomy places the organism in Eukaryota, Metazoa, Chordata, Actinopteri, Salmoniformes, Salmonidae. The record is from RefSeq and is a predicted model, not a curated record.